This is a messenger RNA of Salvia splendens (bonfire salvia), 1107 nucleotides long. RefSeq lists its product as uncharacterized. The record is from RefSeq and is a predicted model, not a curated record. The transcript is spliced from 5 exons. NCBI's taxonomy places the organism in Eukaryota, Viridiplantae, Streptophyta, Magnoliopsida, Lamiales, Lamiaceae. The coding region runs from base 63 to 956 and encodes 297 amino acids.
GUGAGAAUGUUUACGAACAAGGCUCUUGCACAUGUCACGCAUUUCAACUUGCAAAUCAAAGCAUGUAUGAAGAAGAUUCCAGUGGUGUUAAGACAAUAAGACUCUCUCUGGAGUCUGAUCACCAGGAAGGAGAUGAAGAGAUGUCAAGCCCUCUUGGAUUGACACUAAGCAAAACACCAUCUUUCCUGAAUCUGCUCGAGAUGAGUUUGUCCAAAGCCCGAAAAUCGGAUGAUUUGGGAUCUCUUGAGAAGUUAAAAGCUUCCAAUUUCCCCGCACUUUACAUCAGGAUUGGAUCAUGGCAGAGGAUGACUAGGCAUGAAGGAGAUCUCACAGCCAAGAUGUAUUACGCGAAACGCAAACUGGUGUGGGAGGUGCUGGAUGGAGCUCUCAAGAGCAAGAUCGAAAUCCAGUGGUCGCAUAUCUCUGCUAUGAGGGCAAUCACACCCCACAACCUCCCCGCCACUCUUGAAAUAGAGCUGAACCAACCGCCAUUGUUCUACCGCGAGGUCAAUCCCCAGCCCCGAAAGCAUACCCUUUGGCAGCAGGCCUCUGAUUUCACCGGAGGUCAAGCUCCCGUUUGGAGGAGGCACUAUGUGAGUUUCCCACCCGGGCUAUUGGACAGGCACUACGAGAAGCUAUUGCAAUGCGAUCCACGUCUCCGUGCACUGAGCGAGAAGCCAUUCCCGAGCCACGAGUCCCCUUAUUUCGACCCAACCAUGUUUGCCAUUUCACAGCUCUCUCUCGGUUUCAACAACUAUGAAUGGAGUAGCCAUGAGCAUCAAAAUGUUAGGGGUACUUCCUCCAACUAUGAGGGCUUGCCUCACUAUAAUCCACAGCCGCAGUGGACGAUGCCUCCUCAUCAACACUACUCUAACAUAAACGAUGAUGCUCUACUAAUGGAGCAACAACACUUCACUACUAUAUACUCACACCCUCCCUACUUCCUUCCCGGUUAAAAUCCCACCCCCGCAAGGGUCUUUGGGGAUUUCUAGGGUUGAAUGUAACUGUAUAUUCAUCUACCAUGCCUAGUCUCUUUUAUGAUAAGAGUUUUUCUUUGUUUAUCAUAUCAUUCUACUAUUAUUGAGUUUUAACAUGUGAUAUUGUAAA